CGGUAUUUUAGUAGUACAACACUCACAGGAAGGUGCAAACCAAGCGUGCUUGGUCACAAACCGGGCCGGGCAUCAUUGGGAGAAAGGAAGAAUUGCUGAUUAAUCAACGCUGAAUGAGUUUUCAGAAAUCACCUACUUUAUUAAUUUAUUCCCCAUCGUAGCUAGUACGUGUUCCUGUACACAACACAAACGAAGGGUUUUGUGACACAGCGCAAUUUUUAGGUGUCUUGAGGUUUGCGCCAGCAUGUCUGUGUCUGUGAUCAUUAAAUGGGGUGGGCAGGAGUACUCCAUCAGUACACUCUCUGAAGAGGACACUGUGCUGGACCUCAAGCAGUCUAUCAAGUCCCUGACUGGGGUUCUUCCAGAGAGACAGAAACUCCUAGGAUUAAAAGUCAAAGGUAAACCAGCAGAGGAUGAAGUGAAGCUGGGCUCACUGAAGCUGAAACCCAAUACCAAGAUCAUGAUGAUGGGCAGCAGAGAGGAGAGUCUGGAAGACGUUUUAGCGCCUCCCCCAGAGAAUGAUGACGUUGUCAAUGACUUUGACAUUGAAGAAGAGGUGAUUGAAGUAGAGAACAGAGAGGAGAACUUGGCCAAGAUAGCCCGCCGUGUCAAAGACUACAAAGUGGAGGAGAUGAACCCACCCAGGGAAGGAAAGAGGCUGCUAGUGCUAGAUGUGGACUACACAUUGUUUGAUCACAAGUCAUGUGCGGAGACGGGUCAAGAGCUCAUGAGGCCUUUUCUCCAUGAGUUCUUGACCUCUGCGUUCGAAGACUAUGACAUUGUAAUUUGGUCUGCCACGAGUAUGAAGUGGAUUGAUGCUAAAAUGAAAGAGCUAGGAGUGACAGACAACCCUAACUACAAGAUCACCUUCAUGCUGGACAGUGCAGCCAUGAUCACAGUGCACACACCUAAGAGGGGUGUAGUGGAGUCUGUCAUGUUGGGUGUGUUUCAGGUGAAGCCUCUCGGGGUGAUAUGGGGCAAGUACAGUGAGUUCUACAGCAAGAGGAACACCAUCAUGUUCGACGACAUUGGCAGAAAUUUCCUCAUGAACCCACAGAACGGACUGAAGAUUCGUCCGUUCAUGAAAGCGCACUUAAACCGUGAGAAAGACAAAGAGCUCUUCAAACUGUCUCAGUAUCUUAAAGAGAUUGCCAAACUGGAGGACUUCUCUUUUCUCAACCACAAGCAUUGGGAGAGGUAUCUGUCAAAGAAGCAGAGCCAGUGAGAGCAUUGUUGUGGCUAUGUGAAGGGAUGGUCAUUCCUCAACCAGGAACAGUGCUGGACACUGAAGCUCUCACCAAACUACUACUGCCCGUUUCUGACUGGGAACUGUUUCCCAUUCUAUGGCUUGUUCUUUGAUUUCUGUUCUUCCCCCCUCAUCUCUGAAAUUCUUUGUUACCUUCAGUAUAACAGUUCUGUCACCCAUCCAUAAACCGGGAGACACACGGUAAGUACUGUACACAUACCGGUACACAGUUCAAUGGUUUUUGUUAGGUUUCAUCCAAUCGCUCAUUCAGAGUAGUGACUCUAUCAUCUGUAGCUAUAUGAACAUGUUCUAUACUUAUACCGUUGCAUAAUCUCUUUCUCUCCCCCCGGCUCUCUCCCUUAUGGCACCAUACCAAGUAGAGAUGGUGAAGCUAGCACAGGAACUGACUUUUACUGAAUGCACCUGACACUGAGGUAGAGUUGAUCAGACAGGUUACUUAACUGACCAGUGAGGUGGAUUAGGCCUCUAUUAGGAUGACGUCCAUAUGCUGCUGCUUGUCACAGAGGUCAUUUCAGAAGGAGAUGGAAGAUGUUGUCCAACAGGCGAUUUAGUUUAUGUCAUUGUGUACUGACAUCAGCUAUGCCUGCCUGGAAAUAACAUCUACAGUGCCUUCAGAAAGUAUUCACACCCUCCACAUUUUGUUGUUACAGUCUGGAUUUAAAAUGGAUUUACAUAAAGAUUUUGUCACUAGCCUACACACAUUACCCGAUAAUGUCAAAGUGGAAAUCCUUUUUUAUUUUUUUUACAAAUUAAAAAUGAAAAGCUGUAUAGUCUUGAAUCAAUAAGUAUUCAACCCCUUUUAUGGUAAGCCUAAAUAAGUUCAGGAGUAAAAAUGUGCUUAACAAGUCACAUAAUAAGUUGCAUGGACUCACUGUGUGUGCAGUAAUAGUGUUUAACAUUAUUUUUGAAUGACUACCUCAUCGCUGUAGCCCACACAUACAAUUAUCUAUAAGGUCCCUCAGUCGAGCAGUGAAUUUCAAACACAAAGACCUGGGAGGUUUUCCAAUGCCUCACAAAGAUUGGUAGAUGGGUAAAAAAAAAAAAGCAGACAUUGAAUUUCCCUUUGAGCAUGGCGAAGUUAUUAAUUGCACUUUGGAUGGUGUAUCAAUACACCCAGUCACUAAGAUACAGGCGUCUUUUCUAAUUUAGUUGCCGGAGAGGAAGGAAACCGCUCAGGGAUUUCACAAUGAGGCCAAAGGUGACUUUAAAACAGUUAAAGUUUAAUGGCUGUGAUAGAACUGAGGAUGGAUCAACAUUGUAGUUAUCUACAAUACUAACCUAAAUGACAGAGUCAAAAGAAAGAAGCCUGUACAGAAUACAAAUAUUCAAAAACAUGCAUCCUGUUUGUAAUAAGGCAUUGCAAAAGUAAAACUGCACAAAAUGUGGCAAAGAAAUUAACUCUGUCCUGCAUACAAAGUGUUAUGUUUGGGGCAAAUCCAAGCAUGGUGGUGGCUGCAUCAUGUUAUGGGUAUGCUUGUCAUCAGCAGUGAUUAUGGAGUUUUUUUUACAAAGGCAAAAUCCUAGAGGAAACCCUGACUGUCUGCUUUUCAACUGACACAUGGAGACAAAUUAGGACAAUAACCUAAAACACAAGGCCAAAUAUACACUGGAGUUGCUUACCAAGAUGACAUUGAAUGUUCCUGAGUGGCCUAGUUACAGUUUUGACUUUAAAUCUGCUUCAAAAUCUAUGGCAAGACUUGAAAAUGGCUGUCAACAACCAACUUGGCAGAGAUUGAAGAAUUUUAAAAAGAACAAUCCAGGUGUGGAUGUAUUGACUCAGCGGGUUGAAUACUUACGUAAUCACUAUAUAUAUUUUAUUGAUGUAGAGUUUAAAAUAUAUAUAUUUUAUUAUUAUUAUUAUUAUUAAUUUUUUUUUAAAUGUUACAAUUUGUCUUCCACUUUGACAUUACAGAGUAUCUUGUGUAGAUCAUUGACAAAAUAAAUUACAAUUAAAUCCAUUUUUCAUCCCAUUUUGUAACAACAAAAUGUGGAAGAAGUCUAGGGGUGUGAAUACUUUCUGAAGGCACUGUAUCUUUGCGUGUGGCUAAACAGUAUUUCUUUUAUUAUGCAUUUGACUGAAUUUUGAUUUGAGCUGGACACUUUUGUCAUAUUCUCAGGCAAAUGUUAAGGCCACUGAAGUUAAUGAACCAAACUAUACUUGUUGUAGAAUGAUUGAAAAUAAGUUGGAAAAAGGCACUUAUGUUGUUUUUGAAGGUGGGUGGGAAAAUUGAAAGGCAUUGUGUUAGACUCAGCACAAGCACUAGACACUAAACUCUGCUCAAAUUCUCAGAUUUUGUAUGAUGUUUAUUUGGAAAUAGAAUUGUAUUGAUUUCAGUUGGAAGAAUGGAUAUGGUUCUGAACAUUGAAUCAAAUACAUAUUUGUAUCUUGUUACUAGUAUUCUCUUUAAGAGGCAAUUGAACAGUCUUUGACAGUAUUUAGGUUAAUUCAAUAUUUGCCAACAUUUUGCUUUAUUGGCUCUAACACUAGAGCAUCAAUGCUCUCACGUCAUCCCGCAAAGUUAUGCAAUAAUCUAAAGAUCAACUGCUAUCAGAGGAUAUGAACACGUCAGGGUUUACAGAAUAUUUUCAACUCUGUUAUUUUCUGUUUUGAAUGGUCAAAUAUUUAUUUUACAGACUAACUUCUUUGUUUUCUUGUGAAGAAUAUGUUUUGCCACCUUCAUGUCAGGUGGCAUUUUAAUUUUCGUCCAAAACUUUAUAUAGAAGGAGUGCCUUUGAUUUGAUGGCCUUUUAGACCCGAUGACGUGUUUCUAAACGAGCUUAGCUAGCCAACGUUGCCAUGACAUCUACGGGUGUGAUCGGGGAUUUCUAUUGGAGAAGCUGUUUUAGCCUAUCUUCAUACUGUACUGUCUUUGGUACUAUCAUUUACCAAGCUGUGUGUACUCUGUCAACAUGCAUCUUAGGCACUGAAUACACACUUGGAUAACUGACAUUCAGUAUGUAUGGUAAAUCAUGUCUGUUGCUGAAGCAGCACUUUUCAAACUAUUAUUUGUUUUAGUUCUCAGCUUGUCAUAUUUGUUACCUCAGUUAAGUUUGCUUCACAAUCACAUGAUUUGUAAAAGAUGAGGAAACCAUCACAUUUGUUGUCCUGUGAGAUUUCAUUUGCAGACUGUUGUACACUCCCCUAUGUAUACAUUUGGACAGUGAAACUACAAUUUUUUAAUUUGGCUCUAUACUCCAGCAUUUUGGAUUUAAGAUCAAAUGUUUUAUAUGAUGCGACAGUCCAUAAUGUCACCUUUUUUAUUUGAUGGUAUUUUUAUACAUCUGUUUUUCUUUUUAGAAAUGAAAGCACUUUGUAUCUAGCCCUCCACCCCCCACCCACCCAUUUUGAAGGUGUCAUAAAUAAGGACAAAUUCACUAGUGUCGUAAAAAGUUUAGUAUUUGGUCCCAUAUUCCUAGCACACAAUGACUACAUCAAACUUGUUGGAUGCUUUGGUUGUUUUGGUUAUGUUUCGAUUAUGUUGUGCACAAUUAGAAAUGAAUCAAAUUCAUCCAAAAAGUCUGUACAGUCAAGCUUGAUGUAAUUAUGGCACGCUAGGAAUGUAGACCAAAUACUAAACUUUUGACAAUUUAAUACAAGUGAAUUUGUCCAAAUACUUAUGACCCCAUUCAAAUGGGGGGGACUAGAUGCAUAAAGUGCAUUCAUUCCUAAACGGUAAAACAGAAAACACCUUCAAAUAAAAGGUGACAUUCUAUACUGUCACAUCAUAUAAAACAUUUGAUCUGAAAUUCAAAAUGCUUGAGUAUAGUGCCAAAUUAAAAGUUAAGUUUCACUGUCCAAGUACGUAGGGGAGUGUCAGAUAACGUGAACAUGUUUUUAACAAGUGGACACCGGAUUCCUGUUGUGACCAUAUCCCGACUGUAAAUAAAAGAUUACACUUUUUAGAAAAUAAA
Molecule: messenger RNA, 5179 nt
Organism: Salmo salar (Atlantic salmon)
Lineage: Eukaryota; Metazoa; Chordata; Actinopteri; Salmoniformes; Salmonidae
Product: ubiquitin-like domain-containing CTD phosphatase 1
Biological process (GO): regulation of proteasome assembly; protein dephosphorylation
Cellular component (GO): nucleus
Molecular function (GO): protein binding; protein serine/threonine phosphatase activity
Source: RefSeq, a predicted model, not a curated record